This is a messenger RNA of Mizuhopecten yessoensis (Yesso scallop), 1861 nucleotides long. RefSeq names its product DNA primase large subunit-like. Gene Ontology annotation, biological process: DNA replication, synthesis of primer. The record is from RefSeq and is a predicted model, not a curated record. Bases 83 to 1861 code for a protein of 592 amino acids. Gene Ontology annotation, cellular component: alpha DNA polymerase:primase complex. Lineage: Eukaryota; Metazoa; Mollusca; Bivalvia; Pectinida; Pectinidae. The transcript has 5 exons.
AUAGGCAAAUGGCGGCAAUGCUAGUUUCGCUUUGUACAUUAAGUAUAACUCUCCUUUAAAAUGACGAAUUUCUGUCUGAAAAAUGACUUUCUACUUAAAUCCACCCUCCGGAAAUAUUUCAUUACAACAUUUAGAAAAGUUUGCACGCACGAGACUGGAUUUUCUUCUCAAAAUUACUAGCUGUGGCGGCGAUAAGCUAAAAUUGCAGGAUACAGUGACAGAUUUUCUGACGGUUGCUGAGUCAGAUUGUUUACUUGACGGAAGCACAAAGGACGUAGUGUCACACUUCAUCCUCAGGCUGAUUCUGUGCCAGGAUCAUGACACCAAGGGAUUUUUAUUGAAAGCAGAAAGUCAACUAUUCAAAUUCAGAUUUCAGUGCAUGUCGGAGGAUGAAUUGACUAAAUCAUUGAAAAAAGCAGAUUCUCAUCUCCAAAAGGUGCAACACAAUUACUUAAUUCCAUCUGCGCUUGACUUUGAAAAACUUAAACACAUCCGAGACAUUUUUAGAAAGAUCACAGCUACAGAACCAAGAUGGAAACUGAUUGUGCAGAAAUAUCUGUCAGGAGAUAAUAAAGACGGAUUUUGGAUUCCAUUCUUUGUUGUACAUCAACUUGUUGCUAAGCGACGAGUUGAGCUGGAAAAUGGUCUGGCUUUUGUCCCUUUCUGUAAAUUGGAAGAUGUGAUCUCUAACUUGUGGUAUCAGCUGCUAGUUUGGGGGGUGGACAGAACUUGUCGUGUCCAGACAAGUUUUCUACAAGACAAAAGGAUGCGAUCAUUAACAAGACACAUACAGGCGUUAUUCAGAAAACACCAUGGCAUAUUUGAAGAUGGUCCUCAAAUUGAUGCAAACCUGUCACAUGAUCAAGUGCCUGAGGUCAUGACCUUAUUCCCUCCUUGCAUGUCACAUGUCCACCACAUCCUGACAACAAGGCACAGACUUCAACACCAUGCCAGAAUACAGUACACCCUCUUCUUGAAAGAAAAUGGUAUGCCAGUUCAUGAAGCACUGAUGUUUUGGAGAAAAGAAUACUUGAAACCUACGAACGCUAACGAUAAUUGCUCCCACAGCUGGCAGCAGGAUGGUAGACGAUACACCUACAAUAUCCGACAUCUGUAUGGACUAGAGGGCGCCUGUACCAACUACAGAGGACACUGCUGCACAACGCUACAGAAUGCAGCCUCUGGGUUUGGGGAGCAAGGUGGAUGUCCAUUCAGGUGUUUCGACUCCAAUCAUUUAGAUCUCCUACUUCAAAGGGAAGAAAUUGUCCACUCAAGGGAGACAAUUAAACAGCUUUCAGCAGAUGGAAAAUACUCAGAAGCUUGUAGAAGUUUAUUUGUGGAAAAAUCUAAGAAACUUAUUCAGAAAAUGGAAGACCAGUGUAAGGCUGAGCCAGUGGUAACUCGAUCUGGAAAUAGAGAAUAUUGUAUGGUAAUCAACAAAGGUCAUAAGGUGAUGAACAGUGCUGCAUCCUUGACUUUUGACCUUGGAUCUUCAGAAGUUCACAGCAUCAGAAUUCCAGAAAGGUCAAGUAUAGCUACUUGUGCUGGUCACAGUUGUGUUAGCAAAAUGUGGAGCAAUUCUCUUGGUGAUACAAACUGCAAUUCAGGUUUUGACAUGCCAUGUGCAGGCACUGACUCACACAUGGUCGAAACAUUGUCAGAGAGAACAGAUGUGAUUAUUACAAGUUUGCCUGCCUGUACUCAUGCACGUUUGGGCUCCUCCCCUCCAACCUGCUCACAGAAAGAGGAGGCAAGGAUUAGGGAAGGGGAGGACCAGGACGAUGAUGUGUUUUUAAAACCUUCACAGUAUUACUUCAGCCUCAGAAAAUUAGUUGAGGGUUUGAAAACAACAUGUAAAUAA